CAUGCCGAUCAUUUGGACGUUGCAGCUUGCCUAUAAUUCUCCAAUUCUCUCAAUGCUGUGAAUCACGACUAUAGCCGUUCAAAGCUCACGACCGUGGUUCGUUUAUUACUCUGCAGGGCCUAUUAACCCAACCAUUUCUGUCCGUUGUAAGGGCGGCCAGCUCCCGCCAUGUGGCGCGAUCGAACCAACCUAUAUAUCUCCUAUCGGCAAUCAUACGCCCAUCAUCCUUCUAAAAAGCCUCGCUUUGCAGGACCUUCGACAAAUGGGUUCACCGAGAAUGCGUCCAAUGAAGAAAGACGCGGGCUCAUGUCCGCUGAUGCGCUCGAAGAUGACGGAGAUGCCGUGAUAGAGAUGGAUUUGCUCCCGCCUCGAUGGGUGGAUAUUCAGGACGAAGUGACAGACUUACUCGCGGAAAUUGCCAAAAAGUCAUCAAAAUUAGACAAGCUGCACCAGAAGCAUGUCCUCCCAGGCUUCGACGACGAGGACGUGAAGAAGCGAGAAGAGGCCGAGAUUGAAGACUUGACGCAACAAAUCACAAGAGGAUUUUAUGCUUGUCAAAGGUCCAUUAAGAAGAUUGAAAGCAUGUCGACCGAGGCUGGUCAACAAGGAGAAAUAAGCAAGGGCGAAGCGACCAUGGCCAAAAAUAUUCAAAUCUCGCUGGCAGCGAGGGUUCAGGAAGCAAGUGGAGUAUUUCGCAAGAAGCAGAGUAAUUAUCUCAAAAAGCUUCGUAAUCUGGAAGGCAUGGCCUCUCCAUUUGACCGUUCCUCGACGCCAAGCCAGAAUCCUUAUACUGAAGCGUCACUGAUGGAAACCGAUGCGGACAAGUCUUUCUCCCAAUCUACGCUCCAACAGACCGCCCAGCAGCGCCUCCAUAGCAACGACGCAGCCAUCGCUCAUCGGGAACGUGAAAUUACAGAUAUCGCCAAGGGCAUCAUUGAGCUUGCCGAUAUCUUCAAAGAUCUUCAAUCAAUGGUUAUCGAUCAAGGCACUAUGCUUGAUCGUAUUGAUUAUAAUGUUGAGCAAUUGGCGGUCAAUGUGAAAGCCGCCGAUAAAGAGCUCACUGUGGCGACUGGAUAUCAAAGGCGCAGUAUCAAACGAAAAGUCAUGCUGCUGUUGGUCAUAAUCAUAAUCGGUCUUUUUAUUCUUUUAAUGGUGAAGCCAAAAAGACAUGGCUCCACAGCUCCGCCAGUACCACCUGCAUCCCCGCCCGAGGCACCACCGGCCGCUGACGCCGGUGCUGUAGGGCCUCGUUCAUAUGCUAGAGGCCGGCCAAAAAUCAUCAGCAGUUCAUCCACGAUCAAUGAGCCGGCUUUCCCGAAGCGAGACUGGAGGCAUCGGCGGUCGCGCAGAAAAGCCUUCAUCGUUUCAGCGGCCAUUCCUGGCUGACAAGUCCCUCAGCAUCAUCUUCUCGUCGAUCGUAUGUUACCAUGGCAAUGAUAUCUAAUUAGCAUAUUUGGGCAGUUUGGCGUACGAGGUAAAUAACCUUUCCAUGUGCUAUUGAUCCUGUUUGAUUAGCAUUUAUUUGCAUGCAAGAGCACUUGCGGAACAGUCAUCUGAAUAAUACAAUUACUUCGC
Messenger RNA from Xylona heveae TC161, 1575 nucleotides. RefSeq names its product t-SNARE. Gene Ontology annotation, molecular function: SNAP receptor activity; SNARE binding. Bases 169 to 1386 code for a protein of 405 amino acids. Lineage: Eukaryota; Fungi; Ascomycota; Xylonomycetes; Xylonales; Xylonaceae. Gene Ontology annotation, biological process: vesicle fusion; intracellular protein transport; vesicle-mediated transport. The transcript has 4 exons. The record is from RefSeq and is a predicted model, not a curated record. Gene Ontology annotation, cellular component: SNARE complex; membrane; endomembrane system.